Messenger RNA from Nylanderia fulva, 1125 nucleotides. The record is from RefSeq and is a predicted model, not a curated record. Lineage: Eukaryota; Metazoa; Arthropoda; Insecta; Hymenoptera; Formicidae.
CUUGUAUCAUGGGCCAUCUGUGAGCGGAGCUAUCAGCGUCAGCUGUUCGCGUCUUCUACUAAAUGACAUAACGAUAUGGCGUAAAUAUAGAUUUUAUAAGUUUAUUUUGUCUAAAAUAUAUACAAAAUAAAAAAAUGUCUUAUUGUUGCAUUUGCAAAUCGCAUUCUGGCUCUCAUGAAGAUAUUACAUUUCAUAAAAAUAUGUUUUUCAAGCAUACCACGGUCACAAGAAUUCAAAGAAAAAUGGAUUGCUGUGAUCGGAAGAAAUGUUUCUAAACACAGCAAAGUGUGCAGUGAUCAUUUUGAACCACAUUUUUUUCACUAUAAAAUCAAUAAACAUGGUAACAUUCAAAGACAUUUAAUAAUAGGGGCAAUUCCUACAGUAGAAAAAUGCCACGAUUUAGACGAUCCAAGUGAAUUGAUCAACGAAGUUUCGUCAACAAAUGAAAACUCUUCAGACUCUUGUGAAUCAGAAUCAGAACUAGUAAAUAUCUCCAAUAAUAAAAAUCCAGCAGUCCAAUACUGCAAAGUAAUUAAAGAUGUUUUAUUUCCUGAGCCUCUAUUUAAUGCGGACAAUAGUGAGAACAAUUCAAUAUCAACAAGGGAAUUGGUCAACGAAGUUUUGCCAACAAAUGAAAAGUCAGACUCUUGUGAAUCACAAUCAGUAAAUAUCUCCAAUAAUGAAAAUUCAGCAGUCCAACACUGCAGAAUUACUAAAGAUGUUUCAUCUCCUGGUCCUCUAUAUGAUGCAGACAAUAGUCAGGACAAACAUUUAAUGUCAACAAAAAAAAGAAAACGACCUGCAGACAAAGCUGCCACAUGCAAUAAGGUACGAACUGUCAAAUUUCUUGGAGAUUUUUGCCCUGAAGAUUUUACUUCGCCCGAAUGCUAUAAUGUAGUUAGGAAAUAUCUAAAAAAACACAAUACUCGAAUAAAUAGUCUCCAAAAGCAAGUUAAGCGACUAACAAAGAGAGUCGAAAACUAUAAAGAUUUGCUGUCACAGUUACGUAACAAGGAUCUUCUGUCAAAUAAUGCUAUCGAUGAUCCAGAAUAAGGUAGAGUAGGUUUAUGAUAUCUUGAUUGACCUAGUAGCUUUUCUUUAAACUUAAAGGUUUCAUGAAUGUUU